Aspergillus pseudotamarii is the source of this 1893-nucleotide messenger RNA. RefSeq names its product putative C2H2 transcription factor. Gene Ontology annotation, biological process: regulation of transcription by RNA polymerase II. Gene Ontology annotation, molecular function: RNA polymerase II cis-regulatory region sequence-specific DNA binding; DNA-binding transcription factor activity, RNA polymerase II-specific. The coding region runs from base 562 to 1503 and encodes 313 amino acids. The record is from RefSeq and is a predicted model, not a curated record. Lineage: Eukaryota; Fungi; Ascomycota; Eurotiomycetes; Eurotiales; Aspergillaceae. The transcript has a single exon. Gene Ontology annotation, cellular component: nucleus.
AAAAAAAAAGGACCGCCAACGAAGCAUUGGAUGUACCUCACAGUCUUCCGAGACACAUAUCUGGUCCAAAGUCUCUUGCAGACACGAACUCACCACUCAUCUAGACCCUCCUCCAACUAAACCCGUUCGACUGUCAGCUCGCAAAAAAACCACUGCAUAGCCACCACGUCUUACUCCCUCAAACGGUCUUCCCUACAACGUGGGGCCCCUGUUGAUGUCACCAGCUGAUAUUAUAUAUUUCUUCAUCUUUCGGAUCGGAGAUAGACGUUGGAAUCAUCAUUAUUGUUGUUAUUAUAAUCUGGAUGAUUAUUUAUGAUCUUUUUUUUCCCUUUCUUCUUUACUUCAGUUCUUCUAUAUCAUUGCGUGCUUGCCAUCUUUCUUACCGGGCCUUGGAUCUACAUCUCGGAUAUUGAAACUGAACUGUGAUUCAUAUCUAUAUCUACUUCUACUCUACAUACACAGACACAUACACAUCCACAUCACUAGUUAUUAGAACAACUAGACCUCCACAUCCAUAACCCAAUUGUUCAAUCUAUCAAAAUUCCUCAAUUGCAUGGGACCAUGGACCCGUCAACCACCUUCGAUCUACCAGCGGGAGAAUACCCAGCUAUAGAUAUACAAACCGGCCUCGGCAUCUCUAUACUUCCCUCUAAACGCCAAUCCGCAUACACCCCAGAAGCCUGUUCCCCAUACCCACCCCAACAACACCUCUACACCCCACCAACCCUCCAACACUACGUCCUCCCUGAUAUGUGCGACAUGGCCGAUCUAAUCCCCUACACAAUGGAACGGGUGCAUCUCCGCGAACCGUCCGAACUGGAGAACAACAUGCUGUACGCCCCAUUCCGCCGCGCGGGGGACUUCUCUUCCACAUCCUCCUCCUCCACCACCACCUCCUCGAUACAUUACCCAACUUGCGACUCAUUCGACAGCACCACAACCAACCCCAACAACACAGGCAAUCUCCACCCAAACGACUACUACCAAGGAGGACCAUCAGAAUACAUGCACACUCCAUCCUCAAUAUCCUCCUCCUCUCCCUACUACCCCCCGGACAACAACAGCACCACACCCACAUACCCCCCACUCUCUAGUCCAACAUCCGCCACAGCAGCCGUAGUCUCCGCCUCUGCCUCAUCAUCACGCUCGCUCUCCAUACCCCCGCAAGGCUCUGCCAACCAAAAAGACCUCACGAACUUCGGCAUCCAAAACGCAGACCAGACCUGGCGGUGCGCGUACCCGGGCUGCACGUCGCAGACGAUCUUCCGGCGGGGCUGCGAUCUCCGGAAACAUUACAAUCGGCACCGGAAGCAUUUGUUUUGUCGGCAUCCGGGAUGUCCACAGGCUAUGGCAGGCGGGUUCUCGAGUAAGAAGGAUCGGGAUAGGCAUGAGGCCAAGCAUAAUCCGGUGGUGUGUUGCGAGUGGCCGGGUUGUGAGAGGAUGUUUAGUCGGGUUGAUAAUAUGAAGGAUCAUGUUAGAAGGAUUCAUCGGAGGAGGGAAUGAUCUCUCUUUUUCUUUUUCUUUUUCUUUUUUAUGUUUUUGAGUUCUUUCCUUUCCUUUUCUGUUUGUUUGGUUUGUUGCUUAUAUUGGAUUUAAUGAUGGGUGGGCGGUUAUAUAUAUGGAUGAACCUGUACCAGUAUUAUUAGACGAUUUUCCUUUUUGUCGAUGAAACGUGUAUUUCUGUCAACUAGUUCAGCUGGCUAUCACUUUUGACUCCUAAAACAGAGAAUGGAGUCUCAUGACUAUUUCCGCGAAAAGACGCCGCUAUUCCCUAGAUGUACUUGUAAGAAAAGAGAUGGGAAGAAAAACCAUCUCUGAAACGCAAAAUGAAGCAUAGCGUAUUUUGGGAAGAAAGAAAUAAAAUAAAAAAUGAUUUAGAAAAAAAAAAAAAAA